CCUUUAGAGGGAUGGAAUCUAGCUGCGACAUAUUGUCCAUUCCCAUAUGCAAUCUUAAAAUACAAGGGCAUCGUAUAUUUUAGAAGUUAAAAAUGCUACUUCAAUCAAAGCUAAAAAUCAGUAUUCAUCUGUUAUUUGCACGCCAUAUACCAGUGGCUAAAUUUAGGAACUGUACCAAAGAAGGACUAAUUUUCCAGUCAGUUUCAAAUAAUGUCUAUGAAAAUCUAGCAGUGGAAGAUUGGAUCCAUGACUGCAUGAAUCUAGAAGAAAGGAAUAUUCUUUUUCUAUGGAGGAAUUUACCUAGCGUGGUUAUUGGCAGGCACCAGAAUCCUUGGAAAGAAUGCAAUCUUCAUCUUAUGAGAGAGAAAGGUAUAUCUUUGGCAAGAAGACGCAGUGGAGGAGGGACAGUUUAUCAUGAUUUGGGGAACAUUAACCUAACAUUUUUUACUUCAAAGAAACGUUAUAAUAGAAUGGAAAACCUCAAUCUGGUUAUAAGGGCUCUGAAGACAUUACAACCAAACCUGGAUGUGCAUGCAACAGAGAGGUAUGAUAUCCUACUUGACAAGACAUUUAAAAUAUCUGGAACAGCAGCUAAGCUAGGGAGAACGGUUGCUUACCAUCAUUGUACAUUAUUAAGCAAUGCAGACAGAUCUCUGUUGCCCUCAGUCCUCCAAAGUCCUUUUCAGGGCAUACAGAGUAAUGCAACACCAAGUGUUCCUGCAUUGGUGAAAAAUCUUACAGAAUCUGAUUCUUCUUUGACCUGCGAAGCUAUAAUGGAUGUGGUGGCAUCAGAAUAUGCUGCUCAGUAUGGCUUUACACCUCACGUCAACCUUGUAGAUCCAAAUGAUGAAUCAGUCUUUCCUGGUAUAUGCCAGAAAAAAGGAGAACUGUGUACUUGGGAAUGGAUUUAUGGUAAAACACCAAAAUUUGGAGUUAAGACUUCUUUUCAAAUGUUUUACAAUCAAUCUGUCCUUGAUGUUAAAUUAAGUAUUGAUAUAAAAAAUGGUUAUAUAGAAACUUGCUUUAUUGACUUGCCUAACUAUUGGCUUCCACAAGAACUAUGCAAUGAAAUGCAAAGCAGUUUGGUGGGAAGCAAAUUUUGCCCCAGUGAAACUGCUUUCAUAAUAAGUACAUUGUUGCGGACUUGUCCUGAAAAUGAAGACAUACAUAAUAAGGGCAAUAUGUUAUGUGAGAAGUUAUUGUCAAUAAUGUGAUUUUUUUUUUUAAUUAAGCAAGCCAAUUUCUCUAACAAGAUAAUAUUAAAACAUGGUUUAUAUAAAUAAGGAUCCCAUUAGCUGAGUCUACAGCAAGGUUGGGGAACAUUAUAUCUGUUAAUGGCCACAUACAUGUGCAGAACUAAUCUUAGAACCAUUGAAUAAAAUAAAAACAACCUUUUUUUUUUUUUAGCUUCAAAGAUGAGGAUUUCUCCCAGCUUGCCUGAGUCAUCAUCCUUUUUUUUCCUGCUCAGCUAAUAUUCUCACAUUCUCAGCCAUAGUUAUCUUUCUCUUAUACCACUGUUUAUAACUUCUGUUUAAUUAACUUUACUUUCUGGUGAGAUCACAUUGCAUUGUAUAGAUUACAGUGCACACCUUGUCUGCAGUGUUCACUGAAUGUAAUAUUUGUGCUAUGAGAAGCAGAAUGCAUUUUAUUUUAUAAUCGACUCCCUGUAAGGAAGUCACAUGCUGCUGUUUUGUAACUUCUUCAUGCAAAUACAUUUGUUUUCAUCUGACUUAAAUAAAGGUUAUUUAAUAAG
Molecule: messenger RNA, 1753 nt
Organism: Bombina bombina (fire-bellied toad)
Lineage: Eukaryota; Metazoa; Chordata; Amphibia; Anura; Bombinatoridae
Gene: LIPT1
Product: lipoyltransferase 1
Exons: 2
Coding region: 93-1214 (373 amino acids)
Biological process (GO): protein lipoylation
Cellular component (GO): mitochondrion; cytoplasm
Molecular function (GO): lipoyltransferase activity
Source: RefSeq, a predicted model, not a curated record